AUGGGAGCAAAAGUCGGAAAAUUAUUAGUUGCUGUUAGUUGCAUUGUUGGCGGUUUGGUUAUAAUUCCGUUCAUCACCGUUCCUACACAUAAAAACGUGUUAACAAUUGGUAAUUCUAUCUUUAUUGGAGCUGGUGCUGCUGAAAUUUUUGCUUGUCUCUUUGGAAAACAGUCAUGGGGUGAAUUCUGGAAAAAACUGGGUAUAUGGGCAUUAAUUGGUUUCAUUACAACUUGUGCAAGCUUCAUCGCCAUUAAUUGCGUAAAGCAGCUCAAUCUAGUUGCUACUCGAUUAGAGAAUCACUUUUCGAAUGCCUCAAAACAUGACAUUUCAGCCUUAUUAAGUGCCGGUUCAGCAAUUUUCAGCACAGGUGUCACAAAUUUAAUUGAAGGGGGACCAAUUGUAGCUUCAGCAUUCUUUGGUGGUCUAUUAACCUAUGGAAUAUUAUAUGGAUCUGGAAAUUUUUAUGAGAAAACUAUCGGAUAUAUAAAAAAAUUGUGUCAGAUAACCAUAAAACACAAGAAUAAAGUCGCUCUCUAUAAUAUUACCAAUUUUCUCGAGUUUACCCCAAUUGAAACCAAACUUUAUAAAGGUUCUGAUGGUGAAAAUAGUACUAUGCCGAGUACUCAAACUGCUAAUGUUGUCGACGUCUUGGAAUCACGUUCUUGGAACGAAGGAGCAAGAAUUUAUUCUACGAGAGAUUCUAUUGAAACUUUUAGAUCUCAAUCUGAAAGAUAUAAUUAUCCCAAAAUUACCUCUGAAUUUGGUGACGAGGUUGACUCUACUUUAACGAACACAACAGUUCCUGAAUAUGUGUAUUCUUACGCUUAUUCAGAUACCAAUAUGUCAAUCGCUUCUUCUUCAUCAAAUGCUCCUUUGAUUAAUCACACCCGAGCUACAAAUGAAAAUUUUCUUUCUCCUCAGUCCAAUUGGUCUGUUAUGAGUAGCCAAAAUAAUCAAGACACGAUUAUGACCAACGAGUUUAAUCAAUCUAAUCAAUCUGAAAAGAACACACGUUUAUCGGUCAAACUCCACCCAAUAAUAUGCUGGAAUAUGGAUGAACAAAAAUAUUUCUUUUCCAAUCCGAGUUUAUUUUCAACUUUUUCUAAUAAUGUCAAAGUUGUGGGAUUCAUCGGAACAAAAAAGUCUGGGCGUACUACAGCCAUUCACAGCCUCUUAUUUGAAUUGGGAUAUUACCUAACUGAAGAACAACUAGCAAAAUCUUUAUUGCCAGUCGGUGUGAUGAUGUACGUUCUAAAAGAACAUGAUUUGAUACUUCUGGAUUGUUGUGAUAUUGCAGAUUCUGUUACAGCUAAAGCUGGUAAUCUUCUCUCAGGGUAUCUACUUGAAUUCUUUACUUACAUGGCUUCCAGUCAUCUGGUUAUUCAUACUGCAAUUCCUCAAGAAACAGAAAGUGAUCAGUCCAUGUUUUCGGAACAACUUACUAGUUAUAUUCAUUCUAAAGCCAAGUUACUGUUACUAUGGGCCAGCACAAUUCAAACGCGUGGACCAUCAAUGCUUACAGUUUUAGUGCGCGGCUCUAAACAACAAUGUGAAACGUUAGAUAUAUCCAGAAUCAAUUUGUUUUCUUCUCAGACCAAUAUAAUGAAUCCUAAUAAUGAUGAUAAAAUUAUAUUCACUCGAGGAUUUCAAAACUCGAAAGCAUUUGCCUGGCAAUAUAUUCCCGAAGAAAUUAUUACCGCACGCACUCUUACAAAUGACAAUUUUGCAGUUUUUUCAACAAUUUUAAAACGUAUUAAAGAUGAAACUGAACUUCACGGACUUUCUUUCUCUAAUGGAAUUCAAAUGAAUUGGCAGUACCUCUUUACUAAAAUCAUGUCAAAUAGCAUCCUUUCACAAAGCGUCUCUGACCUUAUCAAUUAUGAUAUAGUUCAAGUUGAUGAUGAAAAAACGGGUGGUUUGAUUCAAGAAUAUAUUAACUCAGUAAAUAGGCUCGUUGAAAACUCUGCAAUUCAAGGUUCAGUAUUGGCGACCAAAUAUAAAACGUUAUGUGAAGAUUUUAAGAGGCGAAUGGAUAUUGAAAAGAACAAGCCUGAUGAUGAAAAAGAUCCUAUUAUUGGCCUCAAAAUAAAUAUUGAAAUUGCAAAAUGUCUUCUUGAAAGUUCGAUAUCAGAAACUGAUUUACAAACAAAAGACAAUUUGAUUUCUUGGGGACUUCAUGGUUUAACAUUGAUUCAGAAUCGUUCAUUAAAGAUCUAUGAACACACAUGGAUAAAGCUUUGUAUCAAGACGUAUAAUAUACUCGAUCUCCUGAACACGCCUAUUUAUAAUACCUAUUGGCACUGCUGGAAUUUUCUGUCAUUCGUCAGCUCUUGUGGUUUCAAAUUAGAACUUCUUAAGUGGCAAAUAUUGGAACGUGCAUUGUACUGCCUUAAAACAUCAUCCAACAGACCUCGAUUUCAUUUUCAUGUUCUCAAUUGUUUUCUCAACUUUGUUGAGACUGAACCCUAUCUUCCAGUGAGAAUUUGCCUCCCACCUAGUGAUGAGAACAACCAAACUUCAUUAAAUGAGGAUCAAUAUUACCGACUUGAACGGACAGUUUAUUACGGAAUUACCGAAUACUCAAAAAAGUGCGUUCGCGAAGCUGCAGAGCAACAACAGUCAACGAACAUGGAAAAAUAUUUAGAGGAGAUUAAGGAUAUUGUUAGCAAACAAUUCAAAGUCUUGUCAAAUUACAUGUCACUUUCAUCAGUAACGCCAGAAUCUUUCUCAGCCCUAGAUGAGCAUCAACAAUUUACUAUUGUUGGUACUGCUUUAGCACGCUUGAACACCGAUAUUGCUUUUUAUAUCUCUAAGCAUAUCUUUGGCGGUGAUAAAUUAAUUGAUCUCUUUUUCCCAGAUUCUCCUAUUGAGGUAUUACAGGACUACCAUGAAACAGUUCGUGAUUGCAGAUGGUUGUUUUUACAACGAAUUGCCAGCCUUCAAGAUGAUGAAUGCACUCGCAACCUAAUUGAAAGUACUCUUCACCGGGUUGUUAAUUUUUUAAAAAAAUUUCCACGCAAUGAAGCAUCAGAUUCAUACGCAAUUCUCUACGUAAAUACCUUAGUUUUUGCUGAAUGUAUCAUGCAAAAACGCCGACGAACUGCGGAACAAAGGAAAAAGGAAACCUUACCAUCCAGACAACAAAUGACCAUGAGUGACUUCAAUAUAAAGAAAAGAAAGGUUGAAGAUGAAGGAGAUUUUGGUGUGGUCCGUAUGGCAUUACUCUCACAGAAAUGUCUCAAACCUGUCUUAAAAGAACUUUUGCGUGGUCUGAAAUCUCAAGAUUUUCAGACCUACCUUAAAUCAAACAAAGUCCGACGUUAUGCAUUAUAUAUCGACAACUUAUUGUUUGCUCCACAUAAUUCUCAUAUUUUUGCUUUAUCUUUAGAUGAGAUUUCCAUUAAUGAUCGAAACUUGCUUCGAGUAAUGGUCUUUCAAGCGAUAGAUAUUUGCAUAAAAGCUUUCUGGAAACGUCAUUUAGGAAAGGAGGAACUUGCUGCUGCAACAACUCAAUUAUCAAUUAUUCAUAAUACACGAGCACUUAUAAGAUUGUUGAAUCGAAUUUAUUGGAUGAUAGCCAAAAAUAAGGAAUUUGAAAGUAUCAGAGGUCCCUCUAUUAUUUUUGGUUCACAAGAUUACAUAACAUCUGGUUCUAUUCAUUCGCUUAUUUCCUCUGAUAACACACUUUCCUCAGAAAUUCUGGCAGACGAUAUGAUUCAACGUAUUGGCCCUAAAAAUUGGCUAAACCUUGUAACCCUAACUUCCAUUCCACAUAUCUUAUCUUAUAAUAUUUCCAAAAUUGAUCCCGAUAAUUCCUUAAACCUUCUUGAGACUGUACUUGAUGUGAAAAGUGAUGCAUUAAUUCUUCUUUGGAAUCUUGCGGAAUGUAGUGAUGUCUCACUCAAAGGAUCAAAAAAUGUUAUGACCACCAAUAAUUUCCGACCGACGAAUGUGGUUUGCGAAUUCUCUGACGCAUCAUCCUUUGAUGAGAAUGGAAUUAACAGGGUUAAAUUUCUUGUUGAUCGUGUUGUUAGUAAGGUAGAUAGUAAUAAUAUAGUUGACGUUUCUGAAAUUACCAAUCAAGAAUUGCAUAAUCGACUCGAAUCUGGAAAGACGCGAGCUAUUAAGUUGAAAAAGCAGGCAGAAAUCUCCGAGAAUAUUGAAAAACAAAUGGAAGAACAAAGAUUAAAACCCAAUAUUCAAGCAAUGACAGAGGCUAGAUUAAAGAGAUUUAGUAAUAAUUAG
Molecule: messenger RNA, 4245 nt
Organism: Rhizophagus irregularis DAOM 181602=DAOM 197198
Lineage: Eukaryota; Fungi; Glomeromycota; Glomeromycetes; Glomerales; Glomeraceae
Source: RefSeq, a predicted model, not a curated record